This is a messenger RNA of Oncorhynchus masou masou (cherry salmon), 630 nucleotides long. Its product is annotated as arpin-like. NCBI's taxonomy places the organism in Eukaryota, Metazoa, Chordata, Actinopteri, Salmoniformes, Salmonidae. Bases 1 to 630 code for a protein of 209 amino acids. Gene Ontology annotation, biological process: negative regulation of actin nucleation. The transcript has 5 exons. The record is from RefSeq and is a predicted model, not a curated record.
AUGUUCAAUGGGGUUGAGGUCAGGGCUCUGUGCAGUGGUCUAGUUGUCAUAUUAGAGGGAAAGUUGGUUGAUGUUUCACGCCAUGUUAUUACUGACAUCAACAAAGGUAAACUGACAUUAUGGAUUUCAUAUAUCAAAAGCAGUCAAAUCCACCAUAGGAAAUGUGAUGCUAAAGGAAUGGAAAUAGAACCAAACUUCAGUGAUACCAAAAAGGUCAACACAGGUAACCUCAUCAUCAUUCAAUAUCUUAUUGGUACACUUUACACUGAGAGGAGUGGAGGAGAGAUUGACCGCCUCACUGAGGUCCAGCUGGAAAACCUAGUGACCAAGGAGGAUCUGGUGAAUGUGACAGAGAAAAACUGUCCCAGUGGGACCUACACUUUUUGGCACCCAGAGGGAGAGAGAGACAAGAUCGAACUAGAAACAGGCCAGGACAUUCGACUGAAAACCAAAGGCAAUGGUCAAUUCACAUCAAAAAAAUUUUCCUUGGCCAAAGUCGAUGGAGGCACAGUGACCAAGUGCAAUUUUGCAGGCGACGAAAAGGCGGGAGCAUCGAGGACAGACAAAAUAAUGGACAACAAAUCAGAUGUCAGCAAUGAAGUUGGAGGGACAGGGCGUGGGAGCAGAUGA